UCCGGGGUAAGAGUGUGCUGUCACCGCCUACCCACCCUACACGUACCCUUUUUAAAUAUUAAACCGGCGGCGCAAAAGUCAGUUUGCCACCGCCCCUCUGAACACACCCCGGCCUUAAGUUUCAAACUCAGUAAAACGAGGCGGUGUUUUAGAGGCUGAGUCGGUGUUUCCGUUAGUUUUUAUAUAUCAAAAUUUCUUCUUCUUCUUCCUCAUUCCUCUUCCCCAAGUAAUCUUUUUCUUCUCCCAUAUGUACUUUGAUUCCUACGCACCACACAUAUAUAUACAGAUAAAAAUCUAUACGUAGUCUCUCUCUACCUAUCUUGUUUUCUGGGUUUUUCGUAUUGCUUCCAAGCUUCCAUACACGGCUUGGCAGGUCUCUCUUUUUCCUUCUAUCGUUAAUCAAUUCUAUGCUUUGCUACAAUUCUGUCAUGAUUCUUUUGGUAUAGAAAUAGAUAGUUUUACUUAGAAUUGUAGCUCAAAACGAUGCACAAUGUGCUGUUAAUUGGGUUUUCUGGUAAUUGAUUGAUUCGUAGGAUAGGUUCUUCAAUAUAUUCUUUUGUGAAUAUUCUUUGCUUUACAUUAGUUUCGUCUUUAGCCUUCCUUUUAAGCAAUAUUAUUGAUUGGUCUCUUUGUAACUUAGAAUCAGUAUUCAAUUCCGGUUAUAGCUGCUCAUAAAAUCGUAUCUGUGUCAGUAUUCUUCCGAAUUUGCAAUCUCGAUCGUGAGUUACCCUUUAUAUUAGGUGUUCUAGGAUUAAGACGCAGAGUCAGAAUUUAAGCAGGUUUCUGGGUUUUAGAUCACUUUGUCUUUUUGUGAUACAGUUUUAUUUCUUCAAUUCAAAUUUUGUCUGCUAUAAUAUGCAGCAACUUCAAUUGUUUUCUGAUCCAAUGGGAAAUACUGAGAGGUAUGUAAAUGGGUUUAGGGGUUUAGUUUUUAACAACAUGACAACACACACAUUGGAUAAUCAGUUUAAGCAUUCGGGUAUCGAAGAUCCAGUCGCUGGUACUGAUCAUGAUGAUCAGGACCACUCAAUUUCCGAUUGCGAAAGUGGGAUUUCUAAUGAAGAAUUUCAAUAUUUUGGUGAUGGGUUGAUCAGAAUGGAUGAGGAGGACAGGCUGCACCACGUUACCAAGCAGAGGUUUGUGUCAGGUUUAGGUUCUCUUGGAGGACAUACCAAAGUUGAGGCCAUUCAUAGGAAUGAUUAUUCUAGCUGUACAAGACAAGCCCGGCUUCAUUCGUUUCAUAUUUUCUCAAGAGCAAUUGAAAAGAAGAAUGGUGGCAAUGCUAAUGUCAAGUAUGCCUGGUAUGGUGCUUCUAAGGAUGAGAUUAGUAAGAUCAUGUCACAUGGAUUUGGUCAUUGUGGAAACUUUGAGGACAAUGGAUUCGGUUGUGGUGUCUUUCUCUCUCCUGAGCAUUCUCCUAUUGAAAGUGUGCAAUCCUCAGUUGUUGAUGAGAAGGGGUUAAGGCAUCUCUUGCUUUGUCGUGUUAUCUUGGGGAACAUGGAGCUUGUUCAUCCCGGUUCUGGACAGUGUCAUCCAAGUUGUGAGGAGUUUGAUUCUGGGGUAGACAAUCUGCUAUCUCCUAAAAAAUAUAUUGUUUGGAGUACCCAUAUGAAUACUCAUAUCUUGCCAGAAUAUGUGACAAGUUUCAGAGCUCCUUCUUACUUGAAAGGGUAUCAAAGGAUCCAAGAUUGCCUUAGGAAACCAAUCUCACCAUGGAUGCCGUUUCCAAGUCUUAUUUCUGCACUUUCCAAGUUCUUACCACUGCAAACCAUUAGAUUGAUUGCAAAGCAUCACAGUGAUUUUAAAGAAAAGAAGAUCUCAAGGCCAGAGUUGAUACGCCAAGUGAGACAAAUAGCAGGAGAUAAGUUGUUGACAGUGGUCAUAAAAUCUUUCAGAGACAAGCAUCUUAAACCAUCUCCUGUUUUUUCUUCAAACAAAAGCUCCAACAAUUGCCAGCAUUGGAAUGGAAGAAACCCAGCUCGUAGACAGGGAUGAGAUGAUAUUUGCUAGAGGCUUUAUUUUGCUGAAGUUGAGAGUUUGGCAUGAAUAGAAGAUAAUAAGAUGGCUUGGUAUUCAUUGGGAAUUAACACAUUUUGAUCAGCUAAUUUGGGACCAAGUUUGGCAAAUAAUUUGUUUCAGGAAUAGCUGUAGUUGGAGUGUUCUAACUUAGGAGUAAAACUCUAGUUUUUGUGGCUGCAAGUUAUAUCUUCAAGGUUUAUUGUAACACUGAUAUAUUGUUAAUAUUGUUAUUCAA
Messenger RNA from Ilex paraguariensis (yerba mate), 2254 nucleotides. The record is from the annotation of a GenBank genome assembly. Lineage: Eukaryota; Viridiplantae; Streptophyta; Magnoliopsida; Aquifoliales; Aquifoliaceae.